Penicillium brevicompactum is the source of this 2106-nucleotide messenger RNA. Its product is annotated as ASCC2 family CUE domain-containing protein. The coding region runs from base 1 to 2106 and encodes 701 amino acids. The transcript has a single exon. The record is from RefSeq and is a predicted model, not a curated record. Gene Ontology annotation, molecular function: ubiquitin binding. NCBI's taxonomy places the organism in Eukaryota, Fungi, Ascomycota, Eurotiomycetes, Eurotiales, Aspergillaceae.
AUGGCCCAGCUCCCCCCACUGGCUCCAGUGCCCUCCCCCGCAGUGAGGAGGACAAUCCCAUCUAAUGACUGGGAAAAUUGUCUAGAUGCAUGGAUGACUCUCUUGGGAAUCCGAUUGAAUCUUUCGGAUCAGCAGUUUAAAGCAGCUGCGGCCGAAGAUACAUCGGUACCACCCUUCUUGGGAUCCUACUAUCAAUACACGGCGGCGGGAGACACCAGUCUCCAGAGUGGGCCUAAAGGACGACAGCUCCGGAAACUAUGCUUUUUGACGACAAGGCGAUUUCUGCUUGAUUUGCCCAAUCCACCACAAAAUCUAUUAGACUGGAGGCUUCUCGGUAAUCUUUGUUGCUGCUAUCCUUCCAGCGCGACCUUGAAGACGUCAUUAUCCAAGGCAUGGGAGUUCCAUCAUGACAAGAUUACCUCGAGUAUCGACAAGGCAAAAUCUAGUGUGACGAAAAAUUUGGUUUCAGCCAAUGCUUCGUCAAACCCAGAGAUUCUCUCUGACAUCCGUCGAUUGACCAUCUUAGCUUCUGUGCUGCCAGCAUGUGGCCAAGCACUUAUGGCGGGCUCUGACUUCCUGGACACCAUAGCCGAAGCCUACCAAUCAAGAAAUGCCAGAGAAGAGUUUCGCCGCAUCCUUGUCGCCAACAUCUACGUUUCUCUGAUCUCUUUGUUGAAAGAACCUGUCAACCUGUCCUCAUUAUUAGAUCAACUUUUCAGCCUCAAAGCCGCAGCUCGAGUAGGAGCACCCAAGAUGAAGAAAGAAUCAACACUUCUUUCUGAUCUCGUCUGCAGCUCGGACUUGCUUAUCCGAUUAGAGAAAUACCUUGUGAACAAUCCCCAGAAACGGGGACAGGAUCUUCUUGUUAGCUUGCGUGCCUACCAAGCUGAAUCGCAGUCUUUGCACCAUCGAUACCAGAGACGCAAGAAGAUAGACAAGGGCAAAAAUGCUUCCUCGGAUCCUGUCAUCCCAGAACACUUACAUGCACACAAGAUGUCUCUUGUCACACAGGUGCAGGACUUGUUUCCUGAUCUUGGAUCGGCUUUCGUUGUACGCCUUCUUGACUUCUACAAUGACAACCCCGAGACUAUUGUAGCCCAGCUUCUGGACGAUUCGCUACCAAUGGAGCUUCAAGCAUUGGACAGAACCGAGCAGCUUCCUCCUACAGCAAAGCCUCAUCAUGUCCACAUGUCCCCUCAACCAACACCACCGGCGGUGCCGUCACUACAGCUUGAACACACCCCAGCCCGAAGAAAUGUCUUUGAUAACGACAUCGAUAUUGCCGAACUCAGCCGAUCAGGUGAUGGUUCCGGCAAAUUACACUUUGGCCGUGUCGAUGCAGACGAAACAGCCGACACAGUCCUUGCAGACCGCAGCCAGCACGCCACGAACAAAGCAGCAAUCCUCUCCGCACUCGCCACAUUUGAUUCCGAUGAUGACGAGCGCGACGAUACGUACGAUGCAACCGACGUAGGCGGAGCCAUCGACGGGCCUACAGGUGCAGACGGCGAAGCCGACGCAGAAAAGCAGACUCGACGCGCGGUCGAUAUCGACGCGACUCUCUUCCGGACAUACAAGUCCAACCCUGGCCUCUUUGCCCGUGACUCUGGGACCCGGCGCUCGCAACCGCGCCAGUCAUUGAAGCGCGAGACCGAGAUGACGGAUGAGGCCAUUGAAGGAUGGGCUGUGAUGCUAGCGCGUGACUCGAAGCGUCUUGCUAGACUUGAGGGUCAAUUUGCCAUGGAUGCCGGUGGGGCUGGUGGUGGCGCACUGAACCAGCCUGAGCUCCGCUCUACUUCUUACCGAAGACCUCAGCCCGCCGAGGAUGGAAACGAGGGCUCGGAUGAGGGUGAGUCUUCUGGCAAUGGUGGUUCUCGGGGUAGAGGUAGUGGUGGUGGUGGUGGUGGUGGUGGUGGACGAGGUGGACGAGGACGCGGUAGUGGGCGCGGGCGUGGCCGUGGAGGUGGUCCUCAGUCUGGUGGCCAAGGACAGGCGGAUAAUGCUGCUUCGCGGCAGAGGAAGGAAGAGAACAAAGGCAGUCGUGCCAACCAUAACCGGCGACAGCAACACGCAAAGAAGAUGGCGCGCGGUGGACUCCCUGGUUAG